AUGACUGUAUUCCAUUGUCACAGCUGUCAUGCGCCCAUUGAGUUGGACGAAUCCCUCAAAAAUCUUUCUAAAGUUCAAACCGAUCUCAUCACCAAGAAAGCGAACCAGAUCCCCAAAGUACCAUUAAGUCUGCCUUCAAGACAUAUUCCCCGGAACAGGCUAAACCUCCUAGACGAAGCACUUCGAUCUGGGUCUGGUGACGCCAUCUAUCAUGACAAUGAGAGUGAUUUGGUGAAGGAGGCGCCUCUGUCUUAUGAUUCCAAAUACUCCUACAUCUACGUACCUAAGCACGAGGAGCACGAUUUUGACGAUGAUGGUGGCAAAAGGCAGUUUUUAAGUCCAGAACAUGAAGAUCAGCUUCCAGAUUUCUCACGUAUCAAGUCUUUAGGUCUUGUCUUUGAUAUUCUAUCCGAAAACCAAGACGUUACCCAUCCCAUGAGCGCAGAAUGUGCCCAUCUUCUCAUUAAUAACUACAAAUUCAAGUUUGACCAAAGCCAAAGAGAGAAAGAAUAUUACAUAUCCUUCUUGAAGAAACUCAAAGAAAGAGCGUCAAACUACUCGGCCGAGGUGGAGCUCGAAACCGACUCAAAGCUUUCCGAAGCUGCACAUGAGCUCGAAGAAUACCAUAAUCUCGAGCACGAGAAGCUCAAGGAGCUCGAGGAAUUAGAAAACACUCACGAAAAGCUUCAUGAAGAACUCCAUGAGCUUGAAGAGCAACUUGAGAAGCUCAACUGCGAGAGCCUCAAUGAUGUCCUUCGACUUCGAAACUCGCUCAACAUGGAUUUGUCUAUGAAGCAGAGCCACUUAGAGCACUCGAAGGCUCUAUAUCAGAAACAAUUGGACCAUUUGGACUCACUUCGCACGUUGAAUAUCUAUAAGCGCUUGUUCAACAUACUGUUUGAUGGAGAAGAAUCGUAUGGCAGAAUCAAUGGAUUCCGCCUAGGGUAUUGGGUUCCAUUGCCCGAGGUUAAUGCAGCGCUUGGGCAAGUUGUUCACUUGUUGAAGUUUCUACAGAAAAGGCUCGAUCUCGAGCUUGAGGGAUACAAGUUGGUUGCGAUGGGAUCGAAAUCGUACCUCGUGAAGACGGCUCGAGUGUCUGCAGAAGAAGCGGAAGGUCGCAGGGGUUCUUCCAUACUCCAGCUACACUCUACUAACGAGUUCACAUUAGGAAAACUUUUUAAUUUCAACAAACUUGAUGUUUCGUUAAUAGCCCUUCUUGACAUUGUGAGCCAGUUCGAGGCGAGAAUUAAAGAGCUUGAUGAAGAGUUUGAGCUACCGUAUGCCAUUUCACCAACACACGACAAGAUUGGAGGUAAGAGCAUACGAGUAACACUGAACAGCCGCUGGACGGAAGCAUGCACGUUUCUACUAACCGAUUUGGCGUGGAUGCUUACAUUUGUAAGUGCUCGGAGCGAUCAGUCUACAUAG
Molecule: messenger RNA, 1428 nt
Organism: Candidozyma auris
Lineage: Eukaryota; Fungi; Ascomycota; Pichiomycetes; Serinales; Metschnikowiaceae
Product: beclin 1
Exons: 1
Coding region: 1-1428 (475 amino acids)
Biological process (GO): autophagosome assembly; late endosome to vacuole transport; cellular response to nitrogen starvation
Cellular component (GO): phagophore assembly site; phosphatidylinositol 3-kinase complex, class III, type II; phosphatidylinositol 3-kinase complex, class III, type I
Source: RefSeq, a predicted model, not a curated record